Dunckerocampus dactyliophorus (ringed pipefish) is the source of this 3285-nucleotide messenger RNA. It is a transcript of the gene wsb1, whose product is annotated as WD repeat and SOCS box containing 1. Bases 357 to 1640 code for a protein of 427 amino acids. Gene Ontology annotation, molecular function: protein binding. The record is from RefSeq and is a predicted model, not a curated record. NCBI's taxonomy places the organism in Eukaryota, Metazoa, Chordata, Actinopteri, Syngnathiformes, Syngnathidae. Gene Ontology annotation, biological process: intracellular signal transduction. The transcript has 9 exons.
CAGGCCCUCCCCCGAAUGAAAAUAGCCUGCUUCCAAUCCGGUCUAAGGUUAGAAGCCAUAAAACAGCACACUGUGAUUUUGAAUGACGUGACGGACAAGUGAAAUGGUUUUAUUAGACAGAAUAGGACCGGCCGUGGAGUAUUGUAGUUGAAGUAAUCAAUAUUUCAAGAAGGUUUUGCGACAACUGCGCUUUCCACACAGGACUACUGGUUUGACGCGGAAGGAUCUUUUCUGACUGGAGCUGACGUUGGAAGUGGGGAAAAAGGCGCUUUCUACAUCCGCAUAUUUACUCUCGAAGUAAUCCGUGUUUUACCGUCGGUGCUUGGCUUGUCUUCUUGGCCUCUGCUUUUAUUUAGAUGGCAAGCUUCCCAGACACUAUAAACGAAAAUGAUAUAGGUAAGGCUAAGUUCAUUGGUGAACUCCUGGUGCCUGUUGCUCCCUUUGACCAGAAGUCAGGGCGCGAGACGUGGACAGUAGCCUUUGCGCCCAAUGGUUCUUACUUUGCGUGGUCUCAGGGGCAUCGUAUUGUCAGGCUUAUUCCCUGGACAAAAUGUCUGACAAACUUUUCUAUGAGCCAGGUUGGAGAGGGCACCAACGCUUUAAGCCCCCGACACUUUUCCCGUCAGAACAGUGAUGGAGGUCAGCUAAUACAGACAGCGGGCGAUCCCCGAGAGCACACGAUUGACUGCGGUGACAUUGUCUGGGGUUUGGCCUUCGGCUCGUCUGUGCCCGAGAAGCAGAGCCGCUGCGUGAACAUUGAAUGGCACCGGUUUAAAUUCGGCCAGGACCAGUUGUUGCUGGCAACUGGCCUCAACAAUGGUCGCAUAAAGAUCUGGGAUGUUUACACAGGAAAGCUGCUGCUAAAUCUGAUGGAUCAUUCUGACAUAGUGCGAGACUUGACCUUUGCUCCAGAUGGCAGCCUCAUGCUGGUCUCUGCAUCCAGAGACAAGACUCUCCGCGUGUGGGACCUCAAAGAUGACGGUAACAUGGUGAAGGUUUUGCGGGGUCAUCCGAACUGGGUCUACUGCAGCGCCUUUUCCCCUGACUCAUCCAUUCUGUGUUCGGUUGGAACAGGCAAAGCUGUGUUCUUAUGGAAUAUGGAUAAAUACACGUUGAUCAGAAAGUUGGAGGGGCACCACAAUGACGUGGUGUCUUGUGAGUUUUCACCAGAUGGGGCGCUUUUGGCCACCGCCUCCUAUGACACCCGGGUCAUUGUGUGGGACCACCACAAAGCCACCAUCCUUCUGGAGCUCGGUCACCUCUUUCCUCCUCCAUCACCGAUUUUUGCUGGGGGCUCAAAUGACCGCUGGGUGCGCUCCCUGAGCUUCUGCCCUGAUGGACGCCACAUUGCCAGCAUUACUGAUGACCGACUGGUGCGUUUCUGGAGUAUUGAAGAAAGAGCUCCUCAGGCUGUAGCCUCCCUGUCCAACGGCCUUUGCUGUGCCUUCUCUCCUGAAGGAAGUGUCCUUGCUGCUGGGACUCGGGAUGGUGGCGUGCACUUCUGGGAGUGUCCUCGUAGCACUGCCUCGCUGCAGCACUUGUGCAGGAUGGCGCUCAGGCGGGUGAUGACCACGCAGCAGGUGGAGUCUUUGGCCAUUCCCACACCGCUUCGUGACUACUUGUCCUACAGAGUCAUCUGAUUCUUCUCUGCUGGUCCCCCCGCAUCACAAAAAGAUGAAAAUAAAUCACUUAGUCUCUGUAUUGCUCUUUUUAUAAGCUCUAUGCCCGUAAAUAAUUUAAUUUGAUUCAUCCUCUCAAGAUUCUUAGUACACUGUCACAGAUGUUAUUUUGUAUAUAUUUAUUUUUGUAAUUGCUUGUUAAACAACAGUAUGCUUGGGUUAUUAUUGCGCUAUCAAUGCAAUCCUGAAGGUCAACGUUUUUUUCCCCUCUUGUCUCAUCAGUGUCUUCAUCAAUCACCACUUUUAUCUUUGAAGUAUUCACCUCUUCAGGCGCUUUCUGCAAUUAUCAGUAAACACACGAGCAGUCUUAAUCUUUUCCUCUGACUUGAAAUGGCUGUUGCACUUAAGUACAAAGAGCUUUUUGUGGGAAUGUCUUUUUCUUUCCCCUGUUUUCCUGUGGCUGAGAUGAUGCGUGUGAGUUUUCAUAGUUUUACGUUUGUAAAUGUUCUUGUGAAUAUUUAACACGGUCACUUUUUUUUUUUUUUUUAAUAAACGUUCAUUAGCACUAGAACAUGUGGCAGAUCCAUACAUUUUUUACGUCGUAUACACUUACCAGGCAAAAUUUGGGACACACUUUUGCAUCCUGUUGAAUGAGAAUGUCUCCAAGCCUUUGAGCAGUACUACACGUUUAUUUAGAGCAUAUCAGUCAACCCAAGCUACUUUUGAAAUGGGCCGAUUGAGGCCGCUGUCAUGCUUUUUAUUUGCUCUGUGGUGUCUUACGUGAUACAUAUCUGAUACCGGACACAUUUCUUGGACAUGUUGGCUCUGCGUACAAUUGGCUGCAAAUUCCGUGUAAAUCCGAGUGGGUGCCGAGACUGGUGGGGGGGGCAACUGUUCUAUUCUUCACACAGAGCAAAGACACAUUUCCUCCAUUGAGUGUGAGCCACAAUACCCCCCCCCCAAAUGCCUCUGCAACUGCUUUGCAAAGAAAAAUCACCCCCAUAUCGCCACCUUUGUUUAAUCUGUCCUCAAACCAUGAGGUGAUGUGCAUCACAUCCACAGUGCAAAACUUUCUGACUGAUUUGCUUGGUAAAUAUGUCUGCAUGUAUAUUUCAUUUAUUAUGUCAGUGUUUGAUGACCUCUCAUGAGAGUAAAGCAGUUACGUGCUCAAGUGCUAAAUUGUAUACAACUUUUAUAGGCAGUUCCAUGAGGUAUGUAAUAUAUAACUUUAGCUUUUUCACCCAAUGUGUACUUUUCAAUAUUUCUUUUUUUUGUAUCGUUUUCUUUAUAAAUAUGAAAAUAUAUAAGCAAGGUAAUACUCGAGCCAACAUUUUAACGGGCAGAGUGAUGCUGGUAAAUAUCAGCAGCUGAGUGUAUGUACAAUCCACCGUGAAGUUUUAAGAUGCUGCGUUUGCUCAUGUUGGGUUUGUGUGCGUGCAAAAGGAUGUGGCUGAGCUCCGUGUUGUUUCAGUCGGCAGGUCGCUGCAGAGCGGUCGCAUUCUUCUGAGCAAUAAGGUUGCAACACCUAACCUGUGGGAGUACUUGUGACCUUUGGAGUGAGACGUCUCAGUUCAAUGCAGUAUGAAUCGUUGGUUUACUCUGAAUGUAAUUUACUGCCGUUUUAUGAUACCUUUUUUUGUGUUUCAAUAAAGGCUUUUUGAUGAUA